Gymnodraco acuticeps is the source of this 2198-nucleotide messenger RNA. Its product is annotated as lymphotoxin-alpha-like. Gene Ontology annotation, molecular function: tumor necrosis factor receptor binding. Gene Ontology annotation, biological process: immune response. The transcript has 4 exons. NCBI's taxonomy places the organism in Eukaryota, Metazoa, Chordata, Actinopteri, Perciformes, Bathydraconidae. Gene Ontology annotation, cellular component: membrane. The record is from RefSeq and is a predicted model, not a curated record. The coding region runs from base 293 to 1006 and encodes 237 amino acids.
UGUCAUGUGAUACUGGACAGGAGAAACAUCAAUACAUUCCUAUGAUGGGCCAACUUCUGAAACCAGGUGGGAGUGUGGACGUUCUUGUUGAUAAUCCCUGUCGCCUGCUGAGGUGGAAACGUGAGAAGUGUCCGGAAAACAAAGUGCAGGAAGAGGAAGUUCAUGUUUGAGUCGUGACACUCACUGAAACUCGGUUUAAUCGAGACUCCUUGCGAAUGCAGAGAUUGUCAACGUGGGCGACAGCAGGCUGAUAAAUAGAGAUGCAGGAUUGGAGCCGGAGACUGAGCUACAAAUGGAGGCCGAGCGCUGCUGCUGCUGCUGCGGAGGGGAGGGGGCGUUACAGCCGCUCUCUCUGGUCCAGCCUGCCCCGCGGAGACAGACGCGACCCCCGGCCAUGGCUCAGUGUGUGACCGUGGGGCUGCUGCUCCUCAUCCUCGCUGCUCUGGCUCUCCUUCUCACGGUGGUGCUCGGAGGGCGAGGCCACCCCGUGUCACCGGACAGCCAGACGAUGAAGCCUGAGAGACAAGCAUCAGGGGGCAGCUUCGAACAGCAGCAACAGAAAAACUCUGGCCAUCCAAGUGCCAUGCUAACAGCUCCUACAGGCAAUAAGACUGAUGGGGAUUAUCUUCUAUGGGAGAGUGAUAAGGGAAAUGCCUUCUGUCUUGGAGGUUUCAUCUACUCCGGGGGAAGCCUUGUCGUGCCCCGAGCCGGCAUCUACAGAGUCUUCCUGCAGAUCACCUAUGAGAGCAAGAGUCACUUCCACUGUAACCUGAGGCUCAAGAGCACAGUGUUUGUUCUGCAGAAAAGUUACAAACUUGAUCAACCUCUCCUGAUGUCAGUAGACACCGUGAGUAAGAAAUUGAAGAGGUGGAAUAAAUCCCUCUAUACAGCCGGCCUGUUCUUCCUGGAUGCUGACAGCAUACUGCGAGUGACAUCAUCAUGCCAGGAACUUAUUGUUGGGAACGAAGACCGUGUGUUCUUCGGUGCUGACCUUCUGCCUCAGUAAUCUGACCGUUAGGAUCACCUACAUCUGCUCUGCAAGUAGUUUGCACCUUUAACCCCAUGGAAACGUAAAGGGACAGUUUGGAUGCUGAGAAGCAGGGUUGAAUAUGAUACUUAUCUAUAGUCAGAGUUUGACCCAUGCCAUGUUUUGAAUUAAUUGGACAUACAAACUGAUCAAGGCAGCAGGAGACCUGACUUUUGAUGAGGUCUGGUGUCUCAAAAGAGAGCACAGAUAGCGGCUUAAGUUCCCCAUCAGAAAGGGCUAUCAGAAGGCAUAAAAUACACUAAGGUAAAGUUAAAAUUAUAUACUGCAUCUACUUAUAAGAAUAUACUACCCCUUUAAGGAAAGAUAGCUAGUUUUCUGCUCUUCUUCUAUUACUUCUCAGAGUCUAUAGUAAUGAUAAUGCAAGAAGCUGCCAGUAUCUGCUCGACCAAAGUUCUCUAUUCAUCUCACACGCUGAUGAUUAGUGAUUUAACUGAGAUGCACUGAGAAUGCAUAUUGAGAAUGUAUAUAUUUUUUUAAACAUCCCAAACUCUUGUAACUUCACAGCCUUCUGACAGAAUACGACUGUAAACGUAUCCUAUAACUUAUUCUAUAAGUUCAAGUAUUUUGAUCAUUUAUGCAGAACCAAGUUCAUCAUGUUUUAUUUAUUCAUCAAUUUUGAAAGUGAGGAUUUUCUCUAUUUGUUGAUUGAAUAUAUUUGUGAUUGAGACUGUAUAUGACACCAGCCGAGGAUUUUAAAAUAGUCAACAAGAAUUUUCUGACAUUUUACAAUGUAAAAAAAAAAGGGAUAUUCCAAAAAGAAUGAACAGAUUUGUUUGUUGUUAACAGUAAUAUAUCCAUUGAGAAGGCUAACCGAUGUGUAGGCUGAUCACACAUAGAAAGGGUUUCUCUGUUCUUCUCUACAAGCCGGGUUUUGUGCUACAAUAUGCUGACAUAUGUUUAACAAGGUUAAAGCUGUGCUUUAAUGUAUUAUUAAGUUCAUUGGUUGUGGCGACACUGCACUCUAAAUCGUUGCUAUGCAAAUUGAAAUGUUCUUACUUUUGUGAUGAUUUGUGAUUUUUUACUUACUGGCCCCCCUAACAAUGAAAACGUUUUUUUUUUGUUUUUUUUAAAUGUAUAUUUUCUGGUACUCGGUUUGCCAAAAACCGCAGGAUUUUGUUGCUGUAAUGUGAGAUUGUGCAGACACCCUUAU